Rotaria sp. Silwood1 is the source of this 690-nucleotide messenger RNA. NCBI's taxonomy places the organism in Eukaryota, Metazoa, Rotifera, Eurotatoria, Philodinida, Philodinidae. The record is from the annotation of a GenBank genome assembly.
AUGCCAUUUCGUAUUUGUAAUUCUCUUACUACAACCUAUUCAUCCUUAGAAUAUCAAAAAAUUCAUGAAUAUGAAUAUAAAAAAUUUUUAAAAACUCUUCAAAUGAAUAAAACUAAUCCAAUGAAUAUGUUAAAAGAAAAGUUGUCGAAGAAAAACCAUCAAUUAUAUUAUAAUAAUAAUUAUUUAUUCGAACGUCAAAGUAAUUUACAAUAUCGACAAGAUAAACGAAAAAUUCUCUAUGAACAUAUUCAAAAAGAAAAUUUAAAAUUUAGUCAAAAAUUAAUUAAUGCAAAAGCUUUUCUUAAUCGUUAUGAACAAAAAUUAUUUUUUGAUAAACAUUGUAAACUUAAACAACAAUUACAACGUUAUCCAGAUUCAAUACAAAUUAAAACAAAAAAAUCAAAUUUUCAAUUUUCACCUAAUGAAAAUUUCAAAAUUAAUAAUAAAUCUGCAAAUUCAUCAGUUUUAGUCUAUAAUAAUAAUAAUAAUAAUCGAUUAUCUUGUAAAUCAAUUAAAUUACAAGAAAAAUAUUCAAAAAUGAAUAAUCAUAUAUUUAUUUCAAAAGAUUCAUCAUCUCAUAUAAAUAAAUCUCAAAUAAAUCAGAAAAAACUUACUUAUUUUACAAAACAUAAUUCAAAAUUUCCAAAAACACUUCCACCUAUUAUAUUAACUAUUGAAAAUACAGAGUAA